Molecule: messenger RNA, 1726 nt
Organism: Bombyx mandarina (wild silkworm)
Lineage: Eukaryota; Metazoa; Arthropoda; Insecta; Lepidoptera; Bombycidae
Source: RefSeq, a predicted model, not a curated record
ACAGAGUGUUCAAUUUACAUCGAAAAAACCGCUUAAAAUAAAAAGAGACAUACCAUUUGAACGUUAUUACAAUAAAAAAUAGAUUUACUUAUGGUUUUUUAUCUGUUGAAUUAACAAAAUGCACAUAUUGAAUUAGAUAUAUAGUAGUGACAAUAUGGUAUAAGUGUUUUCAUCUGAUUUUCCCGCAGCCUUCUUCGGAAAGGGAACAAUGGCGCCAACCAAGUUCGGGCUGUUCAAGGGAAGGAGCCGCGACAACCAGGAGCAGCCCUCGACGGAAAACCUCCUCCAGUCAAGCCAGAGCACCGAGCGAGUACAGACGCCUGACUCGCCAAUACCGUCGACCAGUAAGGGCAUAACUGUCGACAGUGCCUUCGCCGAGCUGUCCAUGCUUAAUCUGGACAGCGAUGAUGAGUAUUCACCGCAGCAAGACGUCACAACGCGUCGGAUCAGCGACUCCAGCAAACUGGACGAGCCACAGCUUAGCUAUCACAUUCUAAACAACCCGUCGUCUCCCGACGCGACCACCACAUCGACCCUCGACUGCGACGUGUCUCCGGACCCGUCGAGGGAGAUCGACGAUACCGCGUCCACGACAUACGACGCGAACUCGAUACAAUUCGACGAGACUUCGAUUGCCGCCAGCGAAGACACGUCGGUAUACUGCACCACUCUGAAGAAGAAAAAGAAGAAGAAUAAGUUGAAGAUGGAGCAGCACCGGCGCGAUUUGGGUAUGUGGAAAGCCAGCAACGUCGAGGUCAUGAAGAACCUCCUAAACAAGAGCGGCAACGUCGACGAACAAAUCAAAUGGGAGGCGAUAGCGACCGCGAGGGGACUUUGCACGCUAACGGACAACUGUACAUGCGGGGACUGUACCAGGGCCAAGUUCCUGGUCGGGAUGGCUGACGGGGACGGGGGCCUUGGGGCGGCGCCGAUAUUCAACGCUAUAAGCAUCGGGUGUCAAUUACAGUAACCGACAGCUCAAUUUCGAAUUGUUGGUUAAGAACAAAAUUGGUCUAAGUCGGAUGCUCUCAAAGUUUUUUUGUCUGUACACGAGGGGGCGGUACGGGCAAUUUGGGAAUCGGUGGUACAGCCCUACGGUGGUACUAUUCGAUGUACUUAUUAACUUAUUAAACUUGCUAGACCACACUAGAUUUAUGUCGCCAGAGACAAAAACAAAAUGGAAAUCUUUGAAGGCCUUCACCUGAGAGGGGUCCGUGCAUAUAAUAAUUUAGAAUAAUAACAUGAAUACUUUUAAAAAAGUUGUAUUAAUUGCAUGGAAUAAAGAACUUUUUUAUUCUUAACUUAUUAACAGAAAAACCGCUUCAUAUUUAUAUAUGGUUUGGAUCAUUGCAUCUAUUCGGUACCCGUAUUGUUUCGCAUUUCAGUAUAUUUUUGUCCGUAAUUAAAGUGACAAUAUGAGGCUGUUACAAAAACUAUUGACUUGAUCAAAUUUGUUCUUAACAAUUCUUCAUUGAAGCAUUGGAAUUUAAGUUUCGGCUGACGAUGGAAUCCCGUUAAAAAACAGCGCUGGCAAUACCGGACUAAUCAAAUUCGCUUACUUCUCAUCAGUUAAGUGAAUAAGGUAGUUAGCAAGAGCGCAUUAUGCGGCAUAAUGCUCAACUAAAACUAACUAAUGGAAAACUACCUGUAUUAGUUUUCCAAUUACAGAGCAUAAUGCGACUCAGUGACGCACAAUGCCGAAUUAUGCUGAAGCUUAGUUGAGCAU